Onychostoma macrolepis is the source of this 3374-nucleotide messenger RNA. RefSeq names its product UDP-glucuronosyltransferase 2A1-like. NCBI's taxonomy places the organism in Eukaryota, Metazoa, Chordata, Actinopteri, Cypriniformes, Cyprinidae. The transcript has 7 exons. Gene Ontology annotation, molecular function: UDP-glycosyltransferase activity. The coding region runs from base 490 to 2712 and encodes 740 amino acids. The record is from RefSeq and is a predicted model, not a curated record.
GUCAUAAAAGGGACAAGUUUAGUUCGUAAUGUCCAGAGAAGAGCGACAAGGGACUUGUUUUAUUGGCAGGAAGGAAACGCUAGUCUUAGAAAGUUGUGAAAAUCAAUCACGCAGCGCCAGGAAGUGAAAAAAUGUGAACGUACGUUGUAUUGUUGACAAUUAUUAACUCAUUAAACACUAUGUUAGAAGCAGGUGUUCGCUAACACUGUCAGAAAUAAGUACAUUCCAUGUAUUCUACCAAUAUGACUUGUAAACUUGUAUGUAUAUUAAUGAUCUUGCACUGCUUGAGAUUUCAUGUCAAUAACACAUUCAGAAAAUAAUCUUACAACAAAAUAUUUUAAGAUAAAUCAAUAGAUAGCUUUUACCUGAACAUUUUAUUGAUUGAUCUCAACCAUGACUUUGCUCUUGUGUGUUAAUAAUUAUACAGAGUUUUGCAGUCUAUGAUUGUGGGACACUGAGUGAUCACUCACUCCUCUAUCGCUGGCAACCAUGAGACUCGUAGUCUGUUUUCUUUCUCUGCUCACUGCGUUUGGUCCUGGAAAAUGUGGGAAUGUCUUAGUUUGGUUCACCGAGGGCAGUCACUGGAUCAAUCUGAAGAUCGUGUUGGAGACAUUGAUCGACAGGGGACACAAUGUCACAGUGCUGGUGCCGGAUGCCUCUCUCUUCAUGCAUGCCAAAGAAUCGGAUCGCUUCUCCUACCAGCCCUUCAAUGUGUCUAUAUCUGCACAGGACAUAGAAGACUCCUUUGAGGAUUUUUUACAUUUCUCGUUGUAUGAAAUGGAACAGUUAAACUUACUGCAAAUUUAUAUCAAAUUCUACCAGCUUUUCUCCAAAGAUCUAGAUUUGUGUUUUGCAUACUGUGAUGGUACUCUGAAGUCUCGGGAAUUGAUGGACAAAUUGCAGCAUGGGAAGUUUAACGUCAUGCUGUCAGAUCCGAUCUAUCCAUGCAGCGAGGCAUUAGCUGAAAAGCUGAACAUUCCCAUAGUUUACACGUUGCGGUUCUCUAUCGCUAACACUUUAGAGCGGAUGUGUGGUCAGAUACCAGCUCCACCAUCAUUUGUUCCUGGAACAAUGAGUAAACUCACAGACAAGAUGAGCUUCACAGAGCGAAUCAAAAAUAUGCUCUUCUACCUGUCUCAAGAUGCUUUGGCCAUUAGUCUGUGGAAAAAAGUCGACAAGUAUUACACUGAAUAUUUUGUUUGGUAUACUGAGGGCAGUCACUGGCUCAAUAUGAGGAUCGUGUUGGAUACAUUGAUCGACAGGGGACACAGUGUCACAGUGCUGGUGCCGGAUGGCGCUCUCUUCAUGAAAGCCAAAGAAUCGGAUCGCUUCUCCUACCAGCCCUUCAAUGUGUCCACGACUGCACAGGACAUGCAAGACUUCCUUGACGAAUUUCUUCAUUUCUCAGUGUAUGAGACCGAUCAGUUAAAUUUACUGCAGAUUCAGAUUAAAUUCUACAAGCUUGCUUCCAAACAUCAGGAUAUAGGUUUGUCAUACUGUGAUGGCAUUCUCAAAUCACCAGAGUUGAUGGAUAAAUUGCGGAAUGGAAAGUUUGAUGUUGUUCUGUCAGAUCCUAUGUACCCAUGCAGCGAUAUUGUGGCUGAAGAGCUGAACGUUCCCUUGGUUUAUACUUUUCGAUUCUCCAUCGCUCAUACUGCAGAGCGGAUGUGUGGUCAGAUACCAGCUCCACCUUCAUUUGUUCCCGGAGCCAUGAGUAAACUCACGGACAAGAUGAGCUUCACAGAGCGAAUCAUCAAUAUGCUCUUCUACCUGUCUCAAGAUCCUUUUUGCAUUAUUGCAUGGAAAAAAUUUGACAACUAUUACACUGAAUAUUUAGGACGGCCCACUUCCUCUUGUGAGAUGAUGGGUAAAGCUGAUAUCUGGUUAAUCAGAACCUACUGGGAUUUUGAGUUUCCACGGCCAUUCCUGCCCAACUUCAAAUACGUUGGAGGCCUUCACUGCACCCCUGCCAAGCCAUUACCCAAGGACAUGGAGGAGUUUGUACAGAGUUCAGGGGAUGAUGGGAUUGUGGUCUUCACUCUGGGGUCUAUGAUAGACAAAAUGCCCAAAGAAACGAGCAAUAUGAUCGCCUCUGCACUGGCACAGAUUCCACAGAAGGUUUUAUGGCGAUACGGUGGAGAGAAGCCUGAUACUCUUGGUGCAAACACCAAAAUCUAUAAAUGGAUCCCUCAGAAUGACUUAUUGGGUCACCCCAAAACCAGAGCAUUCAUCACUCAUGGAGGCACUAACAGCAUAUAUGAGGCCAUAUAUCACGGCGUUCCAAUGGUCGGAAUCCCUUUAUUUGGUGAUCAGCCUGAUAAUUUGGUUCAUAUGAAGGCCAAAGGUGCUGCUGUUGUUAUGGAAAACAUCAAGACAACGCAGCCGCAAGACCUGGUGGAUGGACUCAAUGCCGUCAUUAAUGACCCCUUGUAUAAAGAGAAUGCUAUGCGUUUGUCCAGGAUUCAUCACGACAGACCAAUAAAGCCUUUGGAUGAGACUGUGUUCUGGAUUGAGUUCGUCAUGCGCAAUAAAGGUGCUAAACACCUGCGUGUCGAGGCCCACAAUCUUACCUGGUACCAGUACCACUGUCUGGAUGUGUUCGCUUUUCUCAUCACAAUCUUGACUGUAGUCCUCUACGUCUUCUUUAAAAUGUGCAAAUUCUUCAUAAUGCGUUGCUGUUUUAGAUCAAAGAGGAAAAGCAAAAAAGAGUGAUUGAUUUUGACUGAUACAGAAAUUGACACAGUUCAUAUAUACAGAACUGUGCAUCUUGGGCACGCUAGAUUAUUCACAAAUGUUAUUCAUUUCUUUUGCUUUAGAAUGCCAGUAGGAAAUAUCAGUUUACGCUUCUGAAAUUCAUUUCGCAAUGAAAUUUAAAAAUCCAGUGAUACUUUUGUAUGCGCAAGGAGUCACAGAGAUCUGAUCUCUCUUACAUUAAGAGCCAGAAAAACUGGGACAAACUAAAUACUGUACAUGAGAACUGUUGCAAAAAGUUCAACGUAUUUCGACACGUCUAACUGGUAUUUCCUCCCAGUACACUAAAGAAAAAUGAUAAAUAACUGUAUUUAAACAAUUUUUCUGAUAUGCCUAAGACUUUUGCUCAGUACUGUAUAAACAUUACCUCAAACGUUUGCAGUCGGUAAGAUUUCAAAAUGCUUAAAAGAAUUCUCUUAUGGCUGAAAUAUAUCCUACAAUGAAAGCAUCAGCAAAUCAACUACAGAAUUCAGGUGAUACUAUACAGUAGCUGGCCAUUGAGCAUACUUAAUUUUAAAGAAAAAGGGGGGAAAAGUUAGUGAAAUUGGGAUGGCUGGACCAUAAUUGUGUACCUUUUACCAAAGCAGUUUAAUGAUUUAUAAAAACCUUGUCACUUUGGCCCU